Messenger RNA from Ailuropoda melanoleuca (giant panda), 960 nucleotides. RefSeq names its product olfactory receptor 52Z1. The record is from RefSeq and is a predicted model, not a curated record. Gene Ontology annotation, cellular component: plasma membrane. The transcript has a single exon. Gene Ontology annotation, molecular function: olfactory receptor activity; G protein-coupled receptor activity. Gene Ontology annotation, biological process: G protein-coupled receptor signaling pathway. Bases 1 to 960 code for a protein of 319 amino acids. NCBI's taxonomy places the organism in Eukaryota, Metazoa, Chordata, Mammalia, Carnivora, Ursidae.
AUGCCUCCUUCCUCUUACAAUCACACCAGUCCCCAGGAUGUGUGGUAUGUCCUGACUGCAAUCCCAGGGCUGGAAGAUUCUCACACCUGGAUCUCCAUCCCUAUCUGUUGGAUGUAUGUGUUGGCUGUCGUAGGCAAUGUGUUCUUGAUCUUCAUGAUUGUGACUGAGCGCAGCCUCCAUGAGCCCAUGUAUAUCUUCCUUUCCAUGCUGGCCUCAGCAGAUGUCCUGCUCUCCACAGCCACAGCACCCAAGAUGCUGGCCAUCUUCUGGUUCCAGUCCAUGGGUAUAUCCUUUGGUGGCUGCGUGUCCCAGAUGUUCUUCGUACAUUUCAUCUUUGUGGCAGAAUCUGCUAUUCUCCUGGCCAUGGCAUUUGACUGCUAUGUGGCCAUCUGUCACCCUCUGAGAUACACCACAAUCUUAACCUCGUCAGUCACCGGGAACAUGGGCCUGGCAGCUGUGGUCAGGAGUUUUAUCAUCUGCCUUCCAUUCAUCUUCCUGGUACAGCGCCUUAGGUAUUGUGGGAGAAACAUCAUUCCCCAUUCCUACUGUGAGCACAUGGGCAUUGCCAGAUUGGCAUGUGACAAUAUCAGGGGGAACAUCAUCUAUGGCCUGACUGUGGCCCUGCUGUCUACAGGACUGGAUGUUUUGUUCAUCAUCAUGUCGUACAGCAUGAUCCUUUGCAUGGUGUUUCUGAUGCCUUCCUGGGCUGCCCGACUCAAGGCCCUCAACACAUGUGCUUCGCACAUCUGUGUCAUCCUUAUGUUCUAUACUCCAGCAUUCUUUUCAUUUUUCGCCCAUCGUUUUGGGCAGAAAACCAUCCCUCACCAUGUGCACAUCCUCGUAGCCAACCUCUAUGUGGUGGUGCCCCCUAUGCAAAACCCCAUCAUUUAUGGGGUCAAGACCAAACAGAUCCAAGACCGAGCAAUUUUGCUUUUCUCCCGUAUCAGCACAUGUUGUUAA